Messenger RNA from Magnolia sinica, 735 nucleotides. Its product is annotated as classical arabinogalactan protein 9-like. NCBI's taxonomy places the organism in Eukaryota, Viridiplantae, Streptophyta, Magnoliopsida, Magnoliales, Magnoliaceae. The transcript has a single exon. The coding region runs from base 74 to 538 and encodes 154 amino acids. The record is from RefSeq and is a predicted model, not a curated record.
UCCUAUCACUCAUCUCUCUCUCUCUCUCUCUCUCUCUCUCUCUCUCUCUCUCUGCGUGUAGAGUUAGAAGAAGAUGGCUUUCUCCUCCAACAGCUUCGUUGCAAUUCUGAUGAUGCUGGGAUUAUUGGCAGGAUCCACACUCGCACAGGCGCCGGGAUCCGCGCCAUCAGCAGCCCCUACUGUCUCUCCUCCCCCACCGUCCCCCGCCCCGGCAUCUCCACCACCUGCCGUUACUCCACCAUCUCCGACCCCUUCCGUCACGCCUCCUGCAUCCUCUCCUUCUCCGAUCUCCAAACCCCCAGCGUCUUCCCCGUCUCCAUCGACCACCGUUUCCCCUCCAGCUCCACCUCCGUCAUCUCCCUCCCCUUCUUCAUCUUCUCCCAUUGGCUCUCCUACUCCGUCUAUCUCCACCCCGCCGGUACCCGGCUCUUCGGCGGAGUCUUCAGCUGACAACAGCGCCGCUCUCCCUGCCUUGAACAGAGUUGCGAUCUCCGGAACUGCUAUCUCCGGCGUCUUCGCCGCCCUGCUCUUGUUGUAAAUCUUCGCUGUCGGAAUGGAGCUUUCUCAGCCGUCGAUCUUUGCUGGGAUGAGUGAUUGAUAGAUAGUGGAUUGCUUCUUUUAUUGAUUUAUACUCUUUUUUUUUUUUUUUGGCAAUUUAUUACGGAGAUUUUAGCUUCGUUGUAAUUACAUUAUUCUUUUUUUGAUCUAAAUAAAUCUAUUAAAUUUGUACCGAAA